AAUUCCACUCAAGCGCCGAUGAAGUAGCUCGCGCUUCUCGCAGAUCGUUGGCGCAGUCUCGAGUAGUCUGGCUGGCAAAGAAGUGAUUCGCAUUUACCUGUUGCACAGUGAAAAGAAAGUUCCUAAGAAAGUAUAACGUCUGUAUGCGAAACGAGCACCUAGCAGUAGUUUGUCUUCUUGCCAACUAAACGGACGCUUUAGCGCAUGCGCGGUGCUAACUUCUACGUUUUCAUAUCUACCUAGUAGCUAUUACUUCUUGUGCAUUUUAAUUCGUGGUCGCUGGUUUGCUUGCGUGUUUUGCAUAUACAUACCUGUGAUUUUGGUGCCACAGACGUAAGGCAUAGUUACAAAUAUACAUACAUACAUACAUUCAUAUUACGUUUUAACGCUGGUAGUUGUUGCGCGCAAUCGCGUUCGGUCGACAAAAGUCAGCCGCGUGUAGCAAGUUCGGAACGUGAUAGACUUUGUUUUUUGCGUGCAUAUUGUGAAAGUUACUCUCAACAUUGUCGCUAAUUGGCAGCUGCAACACAACUAUGUUGCUGCUACGAAAGGCCGUUUUAUUGCUGGCGCUGCUUUGCGUGCACGUAUCCUUUACCCAGUCGUCGAGCCAACAGCAAGAUGAUGCGAAUCCGCUGCUCGAUAUGGCCUCCAUGUUCAUACAAGAGGCGUUGAACAACCAAGCGGGCAAUGGUGGUGCCAGCGCGGCUGGCGGGGUAGGCGGUGGCGCUGGGCUCGCAGGUGUCGCCUCUCUCAUAGGUAGCUUUAUGCAGGCCAACGCUGGCGGCGGUGGCUCUGCCGGGCAAGGUAAGGCGGCCGCAUCCGGUGCCAUGCAAAUAUUAUCCGGCAUCGGCAGUUUGCUUGCCAAUGCGGGCCAAAAUGGUGGAAAUGCUGGCGGCAGCGCUGGUGGUUUCGAUCCGGCCAUCAUCGGCAAUGUGCUCGAAAUGUUUACUAACAGCGAUGCAGACUCGGAAGAUGCGGGCGCUGGUGCGCGUAGUAAUGGCGGAAAUGAUGCUGGCAUCGGCUUGGACUCGAUACUACAAAUUGCCUCUGUGUUUAUGAACGCCAACACGGGCGGUGGAGGCCAGCAGCAGCAGCAGCAGCAGCGACAAGCUCAUCAUCAGCAAAGACGCUCAACGCACGAUGAUCUAAAUAUGCGUCAGAACGAAGUUGACGAAGAUUCCGAGGAUAACGGCGGUUUGAUGAGUCUCUUGCCCUUGGUCAUGCAGGCGGUUAGCUCGUUUGCAGGCCCAGAGGGACAGCAAACACAAGAGAGGCACAAAGGUCACGCCUGGGUGUUGCCACCGUUCUUGGAGCAUUUACAUGUUGUGUGGGAUCACUUCUCGAACUCGGAACUCGCCGAUGCGCUGUACGAAAAGUCAGGCGUGAACAAAAUCUUAAAGGGAUUCAAGGGCCGCGAUGGCAAAUUAGACUAUGACAAACUUUUCGAUUCGCUGAACAAUCAGUCAUUCCGCAGACGUUGGAUCAAGUCGGCGACGCUCUACCUAGCCGACUGGGCCAGCUAUUUGGCAAAUCCGGAAGUCUUUCUCAAAUAUUUCCAGACAGCGCAAUUGAUGUUCAAUGGUUUUCUGAAAUCUCAAGGUUAUCCCAAGAGUACCUUCUUCGAUCCUAGUCGCGCCAGCGAGACCAUAUCCAAUUUGUUCGAUCAUGUGGCCAAGCAUCAUCUGAAUGUAAAGAUCGACUCGCGCCAAUAUGUCAAACCGGCUGUGGGCUAUGCCAAAGAAUUGCUGAAAUUGGGUCAAGCGCGAGGUCUACUGCAGUUCAAUGCUACCGAACUGAGUGACAAACUAACAGAUACACUCAAUUUGGAGGAGAAAUCUUCUCUAAAAAAUUACUAAAACGAGCUUGGCGGAAAUGAGCAAAAAAUGCUGCUUUGAAGGUGAAAAUGAUAUAGAUGAAAAAAAAAAACCGUAAACGUUAUUAUAAAAGCAGUAAAAGUAAAAAUAAUAAUAGCGUAGCAUAUCAGCGCUCAAUUUAACGCUUUUAGGUAACUUUUUUUUAUACAUAUAAUUAAAAUGCUGAAUUUUAGUGUGUUUCGCAUCUAAACAACCGUUGUGCAUGUGCGGUGUAUUUAACAUCUACAGUGACUGGCAAAAAUAUGUUUGCAUUCGUUUUUUCAUGUUUUUCAUGGUAAAUUUUUUUCCGAGUUAUUGCACAAAAUUAAGGUGAGUUCAGCGAAAUUGCUUCAAAAUUUCAAGCUUUUUAAUAAGAAUUUUUAAAAUAAAUUCGACUACGCACUUUUAUAGUACAUUCAAUUUUAGUAAAGUGCACGUCUGCUGAAGUUAUAAAAAAACGCGUUGAUUAUUAUUAUUUUUUUUGCUGACAUUGUUGUGUAUUUUCUUCCAUACAAG
This is a messenger RNA of Rhagoletis zephyria (snowberry fruit fly), 2369 nucleotides long. RefSeq lists its product as uncharacterized. The record is from RefSeq and is a predicted model, not a curated record. NCBI's taxonomy places the organism in Eukaryota, Metazoa, Arthropoda, Insecta, Diptera, Tephritidae.